CGUGUAGGUCGGUGGUAUCGAGAUGACGGCCCGUCACUAAAUACCGGAAGGCGAUGGGCACUCAAAAACCGGGCGAGUGGGCACAUCUGCUGAUUGCGCGUUUCGAGGACCAGCUCCCAUGCCGUGCUGGUCCUCAAACAACACACUCUCGCAUCAAUGAAGAAAAGAAUAAAAAAUGUCUGAUCCAAAUAUCCCGUUAUCGAUUCUCGCUGGUCAUUUCUGGCCUUACAAAAAUGCUGCAACGUGUCAACGAGUUGGCACCUUGCGGCGUUGGCCAACGCUCGUUCCAUUUUUCCGAUCAAGAUCGCCACUGUUACGAAUCGAUUAUCAUAGUCUUGGAUACGCUAGAACGCUGCCUCAGUAAUCAACCCAAAGACACAACAAAGUUUGACGAAACAAUGAACGUCAAAUUAUUGCUUAGAGAGAUUUGCCAAUUCAUCGAUGUGCCCAAUGACAGUCCGCAGCAUGCGCAUCUCAAGAAUCUUGCCAGCAAGGUCCUCUUUGCCCUUAGUCUAAAUUUCUUCAAUGCGGUCUUUAAUAGAAUUUCAGCCAGACUUCAGGAGCUGUCGGUAUCGAACGAAGAAAAUCCUGAUUACAGCGACAUAGAACUUAUACAGCAUAUCAACGUUGAUGUUCAUAGAUUGACGAGGCUUUUAAAUGAAACGAUUCAGAAGUUCAAGCAGCUGAAAAAGUCGGCGCAUCUUGUGCUGAUAAAUUCGCUAGAGAAGGCAAUAUGGAAUUGGAUGGAUACUUACCCGCACGAGUUUGCCAACCUUCAGAAAAAGCCAAACGACGAUUUGUCCAAAGUAUGCGGAGAGCUAUUCGACAUUCUAGACACAUUUGCCGACAACAAAAAGGGCAGAGCAGCCGCAGUUUGGCCUCUACAGAUAAUGCUGCUGAUUCUCUCUCCGAAAGUACUUGAAGAAAUUGUGAACGCAGAUUCAGGUGCUCCUUGUUCUCCGAGGCAUUCGAAGAAAAAACAGUUCAUCGAUAGCGUUAAGAGAGGAUUGGGCAUGCACGGAGGUUCCAGCAGACAGCUAGUCGAAGCUGCAGCAGUAACAUGUGUUAAACUUUGCAAGGCCUCUACUUACAUAAACAUAUUAGAUUCGAACAAUGUUGCCUUUACCUUGGUACAAAACGUGAUAAACGACUUGAAGGCCCUCCUCUUCAAUCCGUGCAAACCCUUUUCGCGUGGGCAGAAUUACAUUGCGCAAGAUAUCGAUCUCAUGAUCGAUUGCUUCAUAAGUUGCUUUCGCAUCAAACCCCACAACAACGAAGCGCUGAAAGUCUGUUUGAACUUAAACUUUCCUUCAACUUAUCAGUUCGUCCUCGUCAGCUCAUUGUACAAGAUAAUCACACAGCCAAGAUUACCUUGGUGGCCCCAGAUAGAUCUCGUGUACUCGCGCAGCGCAGAACUGAGAGCCAUGUUUACCGAUGCUCUGAACAAGGUUGCUCAGGGUUACAUAUCGCACGCUCCGUUACGCAUGAUCCAGAGCUUGACACUGAAAGGCAAGGAACAAAGCAAGUACAAGGAUCGGGGAGAAGACAUAUCCGGAUACAGGAAUCUCCUUCUCUGGAUGGUGCGACUGAUUCACGCCGAUCCCAUGUUGAUGUUGAAUAAUCAGGGGAAAGCGGGCCAUGAAAUACAAAGUUCAACUCUCGAGCUAAUCAAUGGACUAGUUUCUCUGGUUCAUCAGCCAACGAUGCCAGAUGUCGCGCACGAGGCGAUGGAAGCUUUGCUGGUUCUGCACCAUCCUGACAAAAUUAAGGCGUGGAAUCCUGAAGCUCCGAUAAACACAUUCUGGGAUGUCAGUUCUCAAGUCCUUUUUUCCAUAUCACAAAAACUGAUUCAACACCAAAUAGUAAAUUAUACAGACAUACUGAAGUGGCUUAGAGAAAUACUCGUCUGUAGAAACGCUUUCCUUUCUCAAAACAAAGACUAUGCCAACGUCGGCAGUCAAAUCGCCAUCUGUAAACAAGCUCACAUUAAGUUGGAGGUGGUUUUCUUCAUGUAUUUAUGGAGCAUUGACAUGGAAGCAGUUUUAGUCGCAAUGUCAUGCUUUGCACUCCUCUGUGAAGAAGCUGACAUUCGUUGUGGCAGUGACGAGGUAGCAGUAACGUGCCUUUUACCAAACUACCACUUGUACAUUGAACUUGCUCAGGCAUCGACAAUCCUGACAACUGCCAGCGGAGAGAGUAGGAUUUAUUAUCAUGAACAUAAUCACGGUCGUGCUGCUCUGCAAAAAAGGAUUAUGACACUGCUUAGAAAAAUAGAGCACUGCGUUAACGGUGUGCAACCUGCUUGGGAAGAGACGUUCAGAAACUGGGAAUUGGCUUGUCGGCAAUUGUCAAAUUACCGUAAAACAAAAUCCGAGGAUCCCCAGACCGAACCGUCGCACCGUAGCACUGGAAAACGAAGAGCUUCGCACCAAAAUUCUGAGCACGAGUUAGAGGAACAGAUAAACGAAUGGGCAAAUAUGACUGGAUUUUUAUGUGCAAUGGGCGGUGUGUGUCUUCAAAGGAGAUCGCCCAACAGGCCGGUGUCCGGUCUAGUCUCAAAUGCCGAGACAAAGAGAAGCAAUACCUUAGCAAAUCCGAGCCAGGAAGUGCAGUACUGCCCAGUAACGCAGUUUGUAUUCAAUCUCCUGAGACUGUUGAUAUGCAACAACGAAAAGUUCGGCGCUCAGAUACAAAAGCACGUCAAGGAGUUGGUGGGACACGAAAUGAGCCCAGCCCUGUACCCGAUAUUGUUUGACCAAAUAAAAAGCAUCGUAGAAAAGUUCUUCGAUCAGCAAGGGCAGGUUGUUGUUUCGGAUCUGAACACGCAGUUUAUCGAGCACACUAUUUUUAUUAUGAAAAACGUUUUGGACUCGAAAACUGAUCAGCCAUCCGAGCAUCUCGGGGUAACCAGCAUUGAAGGAAUGAUGCUUGCGAUUGUCAGAUAUGUCAGGCACUUGGACAUGACCGUUCACGCGAUACAUAUUAAAACCAAAUUGUGUCAGUUGGUGGAGGUCAUGAUGAAGCGGCGCGACGAUUUAGCCUUCAGACAGGAAAUGAAGUUCAGAAAUAAGUUGGUAGAGUAUCUCACAGAUUGGGUAAUGGGCACCAGUCAUCAAAUUGCACCUCCCAGUGGCGGCGAUGUCACUGUUAUCACUAGUAUUUACUCUAGGGAUUUGGACCAGGCAUGUAUGGAGGCCGUUGGGGCACUGUUACGCGGAUUACCCCUCCAACCCGAGGAAUCGGACAGAGGUGACUUGAUGGAGGCAAAGUCACAGCUCUUCUUGAAGUACUUUACCCUAUUUAUGAACUUGCUGAACGACUGCAGUGAAUCGACUGAAGAAAAAGAGGUUGUAACGAGGCAAAGAGUGACCGCGGGGAAACUGUCGACUCUGCGGAAUGCUACAAUUCAAGCAAUGAGCAAUCUCCUCAGCGCUAACAUCGAUAGUGGCCUCAUGCAUUCGAUUGACCUGGGCUACAACAGAGACCUUCAAACACGCGCCGCGUUUAUGGAAGUCCUUACGAAAAUCCUUCAGCAGGGUACAGAGUUUGAUACUCUGGCCGAAACUGUACUGGCUGAUAGGUUCGAACAACUCGUCCAGCUCGUUACCAUGAUCAGUGACAAGGGAGAGUUGCCGAUCGCUAUGGCGCUUGCCAACGUGGUCACUACCAACCAGAUGGAUGAGUUGGCCAGAGUGUUCGUCACCUUGUUUGACGCAAAGCAUUUGCUGUCACCUCUCCUUUGGAAUAUGUUUUACCGCGAGGUUGAAGUCUCUGACUGCAUGCAAACCCUCUUCAGAGGGAAUAGUCUGGGAAGUAAAAUCAUGGCAUUCUGUUUCAAAAUAUAUGGUGCCAGCUAUUUGCAGAGCUUGUUGGAACCUUUGAUAAAACCAUUGUUAGACGAUCCGUCGACCAGCUUUGAAGUUGACAGUGCGAGGAUCGACAUCAACGAAGACAUUGAAAAAAACGGCCGAAAUUUAAUAGCUCUUACUCAAAGAGUAUUUGACGCCAUCGUAUCGUCAGCAGACAAAUUCCCUCCACAGUUACGAUCGAUGUGUCACUGUUUGUACCAAGUGCUGAGCAAGAGAUUCCCACAGUGUCCACAAAACAAUAUCGGAGCCGUGGGUACGGUAAUAUUUUUGCGAUUUAUUAAUCCAGCAAUUGUUUCGCCGCAAGAAAUGGGGAUAGUCAGUAAGCAAGUUCCUACACCAGUCAAGAGAGGCCUGAUGCUAAUGUCCAAGAUUCUGCAGAACAUCGCGAAUCACGUGGAAUUCAGUAAAGAGCAGCACAUGCUCCCGUUCAAUGACUUUCUUAGAGCACACUUUGAAAUUGGCAGGAGAUUCUUUAUACAAAUUGCUUCCGAUUGCGAAACGGUGGAUCAGGCAAAUCAUCCCAUGUCUUUCAUAUCAGAUGCCAAUGUUUUGGCGUUGCACAGACUUUUGUGGAAUCACCAGGAGAGGAUCGGAGAUUAUUUAAGCAGCAGCCGAGACCAUAAAGCCGUUGGCAGAAGGCCUUUCGACAAGAUGGCUACAUUACUGGCUUAUUUAGGACCUCCGGAGCACAAGCCGGUAGAUUCACAUUUGCUAUUUUCAUCCUUUGAUCGAUGGUCAAGUAUCGACAUGUCGUCGACAAACUUUGAGGAAAUUAUGGUGAAGCAUAACAUGCACGAAAAGGAAGAAUUCAAAAGUAUCAAAAGUUUGAACAUUUUUUAUCAAGCUGGAACAAGCAAGCAAGGCUAUCCUGUGUUCUACUACAUUGCUCGGAGAUACAAAAUUGGUGAAACAAACGGCGACCUGUUGAUCUAUCACGUGAUACUUACCCUGAAGCCAUUUUGUCACUCACCGUUUGAGCUCGUAGUAGAUUUUACCCAUACUUGUUCGGACAAUCGUUUCAGGACGGAGUUUUUGCAAAAAUGGUUUUACGUUCUUCCCGAAGUCGCGUAUGACAACAUUCACGCUGCUUAUAUAUAUAACUGCAAUAGCUGGGUACGCGAGUACACAAAGUUUCACGAUAGAAUUCUAGCCCCUUUAAAGGGGAAUCGAAAAGUGGUAUUCAUAGAAGCUCCCGGGAGGCUGAACGAUCUGAUCGAUCUUGAACAGCAAAAAUUACCUGGUGCGACGCUGUCCCUAGACGAAGACCUCAAGGUUUUCAACAAUGCGCUCAAACUCUCCCACAAGGACACAAAAGUUGCCAUCAAAGUUGGCCCUACCGCAAUUCAAAUAACUUCUGCUGAAAAAUGCAAAGUUCUGUCUCACGCGGUGUUGUUGAACGAUGUUUAUUACGCUUCUGAAAUAGAGGAGGUCUGCUUGGUCGAUGAUAACCAGUUUACCCUCACAAUAGCCAAUGAAUCUGGACCUCUUUCUUUCAUACACAACGACUGUGAUAGCAUAGUGCAAGCUAUUAUUCAUAUAAGGAAUCGGUGGGAGCUUUCCCAGCCAGAUUCCGUAACUGUUCAUCAAAAAAUACGACCUAAAGACGUGCCUGGUACUCUGCUGAACAUGGCUCUUCUGAAUCUCGGUAGUUCAGAUCCAAACCUGAGAACAGCGGCGUACAAUCAGCUUUGCGCACUGACGGCGACGUUUGAUCUCAAGAUAGAAGGACAGCUAUUAGAGACUUCGGGUCUCUGCAUUCCCUCCAAUAACACGAUUUUUAUUAAAUCAGUUAGUGAAAAACUAGCGACAAACGAACCGCAUUUGACCCUGGAGUUUCUCGAGGAGUGUAUUCAAGGCUUCAGGGUAUCAAAUAUAGAGCUGAAGCAUUUGUGCCUAGAGUAUAUGACCCCGUGGCUGGCGAAUCUUGUGAGGUUUUGCAAACCGUCUGACGAGAGCAAGCGACAGAAACAGGUGACGCAGAUAUUAGAGAAGCUGAUUACUCUGACUAUUGAAGAGGUCCAAAUGUAUCCUAGUAUACAAGCAAAGAUUUGGGGCAGUAUAGGUCAGGUCCCAGAGCUGAUCGAUAUGGUCCUAGACAACUUCAUACACCGGAGCGUUAGAUAUGGACUUGGAACACCCAUGGUAGAAAUCAUGGCUGACACGGCCGUUGCUCUGGCCUCGGCGAAUGUUCAGCUGGUGGCGAAAAAAGUCAUUGGACGACUUUGCAGGGUCGUUGACAAAACGUGCACCUCUCCAACUGCUCUGCUGGAGCAGCACAUGAUGUGGGAUGACAUUGCCAUUCUGGCGCGAUACUUGCUCAUGCUUUCCUUCAACAAUUGCUUGGACGUUGGGCGGCACCUUCCGUACCUGUUUCACACUGUGACCUUCUUAGUUUGCUCCGGGAGUUUGAGCAUGAGGGCGUCGACUCAUGGAUUAGUGAUUAACAUUAUUCAUUCCUUGUGUACCUGUACCAAACCCUCUUUUUCGGAGGAUACUCAAAGAGUGCUAAGACUUAGUUUGGACGAGUUUUCCCUCCCAAAGUUCUACCUGCUAUUUGGUAUAAGCAAAGUUAAGUCAGCUGCCGUCACUGCCUUCAGGUCAAGCUACAGGCAUUCCAAUGAAAAGUGGUUUGGAAAUGAACGCAGCUUGUCCGGUGGACAGGACAGAGAAAGGUUGGCUCUCACUAGUUUAGAGGUGAUCACCGAUGCACUCCUUGAAAUAAUGGAGGCCUGCAUGAGGGACAUUCCUGACUGUGAUUGGCUCCAGACUUGGACAACCUUAGCAAAGAGUUUCGCCUUUUGCUUCAAUCCAGCUCUACAGCCGAGAGCUCUCAUCGUCUUUGGCUGUAUAAGUAAGAGCAUUACAGAUCAGGAUAUAAAACAAUUGUUAAGGAUACUUGUCAAGGCCCUCGAAAGUUUCAACGACAUUAUUCUUCUCGAGGCUAUAGUUAUGUGUUUGACUCGACUUCAACCCCUUCUUAGGCCCGAAUCUCCGAUACAUCGUUCCCUUUUCUGGGUUGCAACUUCGGUCUUACAACUCGAUGAGGCUUCUCUCUAUGCAUCUGGACUGGCAUUACUUGAACAGAACUUGCAUACACUUGAUUCUCAAGGGAUGUUCGAUGAUAAGACCUUAGAACAAGUUAUGAUGUCUACUCGGGAGCCUUUAGAGUGGCACUUUAAGCAACUGGACCACGCAGUUGGCCUGUCCUUCAAAACAAACUUCCACUUUGCUCUGGUAGGGCAUUUAUUGAAAGGCUAUCGACAUCCGACUCCUACAACUGUUUCCAGAACAGCGAGAGUGUUGACUAUGCUAUUGGCUAUUGUUGCUAAACCUCUUAGGCGAGACAAGUUCGAGGUGACACCGGGCAGUGUGGCUUAUCUAGCUGCCUUGGUGUCAGUCUCUGAAGAAGUACGUAGUAGGUGUCACAUUCGCCAUUCGUUGGGCCGAGCAGUUGCAGAAUCUGGAAGCACUGAUUUCCUAGAUACUCUAGUGCCGCACAAUACCGAUUCUACUGGCGGCAUGAUGAAUCACGCGAAUCGAAGGCAAAAGUCGUGGGAUCUCUUGGAUCAAUCGGCAAUUACCCAAGCGAAACAGCAGAAGCAGCACACGCCGCAUCAGACUGGCCGCAUUUUAUUUAAAACACAGAGAUCGUUCUCCGUGCCGACCACGAAGGAGGCCAAGCCGAUCAACGACUCGGAACCGAAGAAUCGAAGCGCUAGAGUUAGCGUCAGUAACGAAAAUAACGUACUCCUGGACCCCGAGGUUCUGACGGACUUCCCCACUCAAACUUUGGUACUUACUGUUCUGGCCACACUAGUCAAGUAUUCCACGGAUGAGAACGAGACCAGAAUUCUCUAUCAAUACCUGGCCGAGGCCUCAGUCGUGUUUCCAAAGGUGUUUCCAGUUAUCCACAAUCUACUGGACGCCAAAAUCACCAGCGUUUUAUCCUCUUGUCACGACCAAGUGAUACUGAGCGCAGUCCAGGCUAUUAUUCAGAAUAUGAUAGCUUGCGAGGAUACGAGUCAACAGCAAUUGCAUUUUUUGCAGAGUUGUGGUUUCGGCGGGCUCUGGAGAUUCGCUGGACCUUACACAAAGUGUAACCCAACCGCUGAGAGUGCGGAACUAUUCGUCAACUGCUUGGAGGCGAUGGUUGAGACUUGUCUGCCUGUUGAAGAAGGCGAAGGUAUGACCAACAGUGAGCAAAGUUCGAGGGAUGAACGGGUGAGCGUUAGUGAUAGCCAAUUCUCUAGCUCGCUGGGAGUCAAUUCUAUAUCGACUAUGAACAUGGCUGCGACUAGUUCCAAUAGCCUGAACAUGGUUAGUCCGACAGAGAAAGAGAGCGAUAUGCUCGCUACAACGUCGCUCGACCGCUACCACAAACGAGGAAGGAAGGGAAGCUUGACCACGGGUAUCUUGAUUCCAGCCAGUAGCGGCGAUGGGAGCGCCUAGCAAUUAGCCCAGAACCCUGGCAGCCCGCACGGGGAGCAGGGCUCUGAUCAACAAGACAGUCAGAAGUUGCAGCAGCAUAUCAGGAACCCAAACAUUCUGGCUCCCUGUUACUGCUGCUACAUGUCCAGCCAGAUAAACCCAGUGCCGUCCGCCUCACACUAAUGAGCCAACUACCUGAAAACGUUAGCUACUACUCUAGUUCCAUAUUUUUUUAUGCUAAAGCGGUGAGUAACUUUGCAUCUCAUCUUCUUCCCACCUACAAGCGUUUAUAUAUGAUAUAUAUAAAUAUAAAUAUAUAUAUAUAUAUAUAUAUAUAUAUAUAUAUAUAUAUAUAUAUAUAUAUAUAUAUAUAUAUAUAUAUACACAUCGUUAUGCCGGUAAACAACCAUCGAAUCGUGGAUCCGGGACAAUCCCUCGAUUUUAUGUGCUACGAAGAGGCAUUUUAGUUAUUACAGCUAAUGAUGUGAUUAGGAAUUAGAAUGAUCAGCUUCGCGGCCAAUUUAUCGUUGUUCACAAUAUAGUUGAUAUGUUAUCGAUUCGGUUAGAAAGAUUUUGCUAAUGAAGUCGAGUAUGAAUGUUUUGUUUUUAAUUUUUUUUCUCAAAUUAAGCUUCAGAAGCUGCUUACCUAACGGAAAGAAAUUAAAUUUUUCAAUCGUCACCUACAAUUUAUCUAGUAGAAAUUAUAAAAACGUGCAGACACCGCACGACGUGCAUGCCUGCUCUGGUUUACAGAAUAUAUAUUAUUUUGAUAAUAAAAAUGGAAAGAAAUAACAGCAGUGCUCAGGGUGAGGCUCAACGUGCAUAUAAAUCAAGUGACGCACGUCGCUUCAUGUAUAAUAAAAAAAAAGUAAAAACAUUUCAAUUGGCACUGGUACCCUCAUAUAAAUAUUAUACUAAUUGUUGUCUUCAAUGUUGAAUAUGUGUAUACAUAUUAUAGUAUGUCAUUCGCAGACAGACUUGAAGGCAAGAAGUUAUGUAAUGUUAAAAUAUCAAGCGUGGCUUUCACUCAGGCAUGAUAUUCGAUGAAAACAAAUAUAUACAUACUAAACAUUACAUUUCACGAGUAUUUUUAAUAACUCAAACUUUGGAAAAGUUUCUCACGCAGUACUAGUCGCCGUAUGAAAAGUAGUGAAAAUUAUUGUUACACAAGCGAUGCUGCGUGUCCAAUUUUGUGGCCUAAGUGUGGUGAAGUUUGAGUGUUACAAAUGGUGGCUGAUUGUGAGACAGAUGUUUGAAAUCAAAAUUUGGUAGAAAAUUCAUUAGUUCUUAUCUCCUUUUUUACAAUUGAAAGAAAGAAGUGUAAAUGUCUGUUUCAUUAGUGAAGAUCCGAGUAGCAGAAAAAAUAAUCAAUUAGUGAAUUGAAGCUGGUUGAAAUUAUCGGGUGCAGAUAAAUGAUUAUUUUCUGAAAUUCUACCAGCUACGUUCAUGCUGCAGGUUAUUCUAACUGCAUUCUACCAAAGCGAUAGUGUAAACAAUCAAAGAUAAAUUAGAUAGAAUGUGUAUAGUAUAUGUAAACAAAACGUAAUGUUUGUUUUACAUAUCACUCGCGGAUUCCAGCGAGCUCAAAACGUGUAAAACAAUCCAUACGAUUAACAAAGAAUACAAUGCAUACGAGAAUUUCGAGGGGCAACAUUAAUGAAUUUCAAAGCGUGUCAGUUUGAUCACAAAUAGUAGAAUAAUAAUUAGGUUAAAUCCAAGUCACCUUUGCCUUCAUUUUUGACUAGAUAUAUUAUUUUUUAUGAAGCAAUAUGUACCGCGACACACACGCAAGCACACACACCGAAAUACACACACACAUUCGCCAAGGCAAUAUUUUUUCUGAGGAAGCUAAUUACUUAUGCCUUCACAGUUAUACAUAUAUACGUGUAUAUGAAAUCAGCAUUUCUUCAAACCCGCAAAUUAGAGUCGGUACCUAACUUUUGUGGAAUAUAAUAUCGUCAUUGUCCUUAUGGUGCUUGAAAUGGGUUAUAAUAUUUCAGAACGAACAGCAAGAGCUACUACAGAUACGAAUUGUUAAUAGUUGAUGUGUGGGAAAGUAUUGGGAUAGCAGUUUAUUAACGAUCAAUGAAACAGUUCCAAAUUAUGUACGUACAUUGAUGUAAAAGUAUAUAUUAGAUAUUAUUAUAUAUGUACGCAAUAUAAAAUGAUAUGAUUGCUGAAUAUUUUUUAUGAUAAAAGAAGAAAAUAAAAUGAAAAUGAAUUAAUUGAUUAACAAAUGAAUAUAAAAAUUUAAAAAAUAGACUCUAUAAUGAGAGCAGAUUCACGAUUAGCGUUACAAAAAUGAAUAACAGCGUUUAGUAUGGAUGGGUGUUCCUGAUCCCUUUAUUUGUGAGAUACAUAAAAACCUGAAUAUGUUAUACGUUUAAUAAAUGCAACAAGGUAGGCCUAUGAGUUCAAGCGUUGACUAAAGUUAUGUAGACGCCGACUGUCUUUAUGUCGAGUGACUCUGGAGAUAAUUUAAUUUCUAGCUUUCAUGGAAUAGAUUAGUGACGUAAAUCAAGUACGCACCUGCAAGAUACUGCAAUUUUAUUUUUGCUAGUACACCAAAAUUUCUGAGCACUAACACAAUAAGGAUUGGCCGUUUCGCG
Molecule: messenger RNA, 10906 nt
Organism: Diprion similis
Lineage: Eukaryota; Metazoa; Arthropoda; Insecta; Hymenoptera; Diprionidae
Gene: Nf1
Product: neurofibromin
Exons: 25
Coding region: 54-8318 (2754 amino acids)
Biological process (GO): regulation of GTPase activity
Source: RefSeq, a predicted model, not a curated record